AUGAGUGAUAUCAGUGGUAUCAGGGGCGCUGGUACUGGCAUCACUGGUAUCAGCGGCAACAGCAGCCAAAGCAUCAGUGCCUUGGGAAUGCCGAGGCUGGUGGCAGGCAUGGAUCUUGCCGUACCUGCCGGGUUGGAGGCAUGGGGUGUGGGGAGAGGAGGGGAUUUGUGGGACUUGGAGGGAAAUGGAGAGGGCUUUUUUGGAGUCUCUUAUAACGGGGGAGAGCUUAACGGGAGCGGCAGAUGGGUCCAGAUCGUUCGUUUUAAGCAUGAUGUGGCGCUCUCCCUGCCACGUGGCAUCCGCCCUCUGCGUAACUCUCUUUUCCCCUCCAUACCCGCAUCUCUCUUCCUCAAUCUUACUCCCUCUGUGUCCCUCCUCCUUCACUCCGUGCUUCUCGUCCUUCCUUCCUCCCUCUUUUGCUCCCUCCUCCCCCCCAUCUAUAUCGCUCUCUCCACCUUUCUGUCUCUCUCCACCUCUCUGUCUCUCUCCAACUCUCUGUCUCUCUCCAACUCUCUGUCUCUCUCCAACUCUCUGUCUCUCUCCAACUCUCUGUCUCUCUCCACCUCUCUGUCUCUCUCCAACUCUCUGUCUCUCUCCAACUCUCUGUCUCUCUCCAACUCUCUGUCUCUCUCCAACUCUCUGUCUCUCUCCACCUUUCUGUCUCUCUCCACCUCUCUGUCUCUCUCCAACUCUCUGUCUCUCUCCAACUCUCUGUCUCUCUCCAACUCUCUGUCUCUCUCCAACUCUCUGUCUCUCUCCACCUCUCUGUCUCUCUCCAACUCUCUGUCUCUCUCCAACUCUCUGUCUCUCUCCAACUCUCUGUCUCUCUCCAACUCUCUGUCUCUCUCCAACUCUCUGUCUCUCUCCAACUCUCUGUCUCUCUCCACCUCUCUGUCUCUCUCCAACUCUCUGUCUCUCUCCAACUCUCUGUCUCUCUCCAACUCUCUGUCUCUCUCCAACUCUCUGUCUCUCUCCAACUCUCUGUCUCUCUCCACCUCUCUGUCUCUCUCCAACUCUCUGUCUCUCUCCAACUCUCUGUCUCUCUCCACCUCUCUGUCUCUCUCCACCUCUCUGUCUCUCUCCGCGUCCCUCUGCUCCCCCCUCGCCCUCCCAUUCCCAAUGCCCGACUUUUCUCACCUUGUCUUCUCAACUCCCUCCCAUCCGUGUCCCCUGCGCUCUCCCCUCCCAGCGCGCCUAUGCGUGUAUCGUUGCUGCCAAGGCGGUGGCGAGGGUGUUAUCUUACCGCCUCCCAUCCCCCUAUUCCUCUGCGCUCUCCCCUCCCAGCGCGCCUAUGCAUGCAUCGUGGCGGCCAAGGCAGUGGCGUGGGUGGCAUCUCUGCAUCUCAUGGAAGGCGCCCUGACUCGUUACAAGGAUCGUGAGGGAGAGAAGCACGCAGUGACUCGUUAUAAGGACCGAGAGGAAGAGGGGCACGCAAUGACUCGAUUUAAGGACCUCGGGGAAGAGCAGCAGAGAUUGACUCGUUAUAAGGAGCACGAGGGGGUGCAAGGCGCGUGGUUUCGCUACAAGGACGGGGAGGCAGGGGCUGGCGAGUGCUCGCAUGCAGAAGCUGCCAAUCGUGGCCUGCCACGUGGAGGCUGUGAGAGAACUCGAGAGAGCCGCAGGGAGGGGCUUAAGGGACUUGGCGAAUCUGAGGCAUGGUUAAGGGACCACUCGGGUAGUAGUCCGUGUGUGUGCUGCUGUGAGAAGAGGGGGAGAGUGAUGGGUGGGGUAAGAGGAGAGAGGAGGCAUGGGGAGCAUGGGAUGUAUGGGGUGCAUGGGGAGCAUGGAAUGCAUGACAUGCAUGGGGUGCAUGGGAGGCGUGGAGUGGGUUUGAGGCAUGGGGAGCAUGGGAUGCAGCAUGGGGUGCAUGGGGAACGUGUGAGGCGAAGGCAGCAGCGUGGCAUGCAUGGGCCAGCAGCGAACCGCCUUAACAUGCAAUGGGCGGCAGCAGCAGAGGCAGGAGAAGCAGAGGCAGCUGCAGCAUCAGAGACAGCAGAAGCAACAGGAGGGAUAGUAAGCGUGGCACGAGCGUCAGCUGAAAAGGACGAGGCAGCAGCCGCUGCAGGAGCAGCAGCAGCGGCGGCGGCAGCAGCAGCAGCGGCGGCGGCGGCAGCAGCAGCGGUGGAGCUGGAGAGGUGUGCAGCGAGGGCUGGGAUGGACCGACUGGUGCUGGAUUGGGUGUUUGGCCCGGGGGAGAGCACACGCAGGUGGGUGGCUGACGGUGGGGAGAGCACACGCAGGUGGAUGGCUGACGGGGAGGGAAGCACAGGCGGUUGGGACAUGCGACCAGGGGAGAGCACAGGCAGGUGGGUGGCUGACGGUGGGGACCACACUGGUGGUUGGAUGAUUGAGACGAGAGAAAGCAGUGGCAAGUGGAUGGCUGGGGAGUGUGGAGAGGAGUUUUUGGAGGGUAGCCUGAGUUUUGAGACGUGUCAGAAUCAGUUUCAGGAGGGGAGUCAGAGUUUCGAGACGCCUGAGAAAGAGUUUGUGGAGGGAACGCAGAGUGGCCGUAGGGAGGGUGAGAAUAGGUCUCUCUAUGGUGAUUCACAUGAAGAGCUUGAUGUGAUUCAGAGGGUGCGGGGAGAUCGGCGCUUGUCUGCCGCCCUCCCCAGCAUCCUAGAGGAAGGUUCUGAGAUGACUGGGGAGACACAGGGAGAGUUUGGGCCAGCUGGGAACGUUGAUGCUCCGUGUAUCUAUGAAUCAGGGCCGUGGGGAGUGUCCGCAAAUUGGUUUCAAGGGGGGAGACGUGUGGAAAAUUCGGGCUUUGGUAUGCCGGAUCUCACUGAUAUUGAGUCGUCCACUAACGAGUCGGCAGCGGGAGAGGGUGGUAUGGCGCAAGGGGGUGCAGUGGUAGGUACAAGAGUGGUAGCAGAAGGGGUUUCUGUUUCACUGGUGGGGUUCCUGGCGUCCUUUGAAGCGGAGAUGAGUUCUGGCAGGACUGGUGGUGCGGGGGAGGUGACAGGGGAGGGAGAGAGGGAGGGAGGAGAGGAGGGCGGAAGGAAGUGGAGUGAAGGGGGGCUGGGUGGGAGGGAGGAUGAGGGAGGAGAAGGGAGGGAAGGAGGUGCAGAGGGGGAGGUGGGAGAAAAUGCUGUUGAAGGAGAAGGGAAGGUAGAAGAGGAGAGGAGGUCUGGGAAGGAGGUGAGGGUUGAGGAAAGGAGGGGUGGGGGAGGGAGGGGUGAAGAGGGGAGAGUGGAGAAGGAGAGAGGGGGAGGAGAAGGUGGAGAGUGGGAAAGGGAGGGGUUAGACUUGGGACAGGGAGGAGGAGGAAGAGAGGGCAAAGGAGCGCUAGGUGGUGAUUCAGAGGAGGGAUUGGGAAGAGAGGAGGUGGGAAUGGGAAGGGACGAGGGGAGUCUUCUCACUCAGUCAAAUUGGCUGAGACUGAGUGAACUAGUGGCGCAACAGCAAGGGCAAAUAGAGGAGCUGCGGCGGCUGUUAGGGCAGCAGAUGGAGGCGUGCCAUGCUCUGGCUGCUGCUCUGAGGCUGCAACACCAGGAGCGUCAGCAUUUGGGGAGGCAGGGGGAGCAAGGGUUGGGAGGUUUGAAGGAGACUCAGGAGGCAGAUCUAGAGGAAACAAAGCUUCGAGAAAGCAGGUCCGAGGAAGCAGAUGGGGCAGAAGGGGAAGAAGGGGCAGAGGAGGCGGGUGGUGAAAGAGAGAAGGAAGUACGGGAUAGUGGAGGAGGCGAGAGAGAGGGGGCACGGGAAUGGAGGGACCUGGAUUGGGAUGACGAGUUGAUGCAGCAGUCGGGGGAGCUGCGAGGAGAUAUCACGAGCCUGAAGGAUCAGCUUGCUCAAAGGGCCAACCACAUAGCAUCACUCAAGCAGUUGCUCCUUCACACCAUGGCUCAGCUCAAGUCCCACUCUCCCUCCCGCUCUCCCUCCUGCUCUCCCUCCCGCUCUCCCUCCUGCUCUCCCUCUUGCUCUCCCUCCUGUUCUCCCUCCAGCUCUCCCUCCUAA
This is a messenger RNA of Closterium sp. Naga37s-1, 3954 nucleotides long. The record is from the annotation of a GenBank genome assembly. Lineage: Eukaryota; Viridiplantae; Streptophyta; Zygnematophyceae; Desmidiales; Closteriaceae.